Rhizoctonia solani is the source of this 462-nucleotide messenger RNA. Its product is annotated as alpha-L-rhamnosidase. The record is from RefSeq and is a predicted model, not a curated record. Bases 1 to 462 code for a protein of 153 amino acids. NCBI's taxonomy places the organism in Eukaryota, Fungi, Basidiomycota, Agaricomycetes, Cantharellales, Ceratobasidiaceae. The transcript has 2 exons. Gene Ontology annotation, biological process: carbohydrate metabolic process.
AUGACAUGGGAGUUUAUAAACGGAACAACUGGAGAGCCGUACAUACCAAACUAUUCGUCUCAGGCUCAUGGAUGGGGUAGUGCUCCUACCUGGCAGCUAUCUCGCUACGUGCUGGGUGUGUCUCCCGCAGUACCCGGCUACUCGACAUGGUCUUUUGCACCCCGUACGGCCAACCUGAAGUAUGCGAACGGACGUGUGCCAACACCAUGGGGAACAAUCGUUGCAUCAUGGGAGACUACUGGGUCUGGGAUUGAUAUGCGAAUCAGUGCGCCGCCUGGGACGAAUGGAACAAUUGUGGUACCAGGAGCCGCGAACAAAACAGUGAGUAUUAACGGAAUAGGCAUCAGACUGAGUGGAAACGAUAGUCUACCGGUGGGAGUUACAUGGGCCAGAGUAGAGGGAGAUGUGUACCGACUGCACGUAACAAGUAUUGGAGCAGAACUUGCUAUUUCUACUUCAUAG